Molecule: messenger RNA, 4072 nt
Organism: Andrographis paniculata
Lineage: Eukaryota; Viridiplantae; Streptophyta; Magnoliopsida; Lamiales; Acanthaceae
Product: putative receptor-like protein kinase At5g39000
Exons: 7
Coding region: 26-3787 (1253 amino acids)
Biological process (GO): protein phosphorylation
Molecular function (GO): ATP binding; protein kinase activity
Source: RefSeq, a predicted model, not a curated record
GUUGACUUAGUCAACUAUACAAUUAAUGAACUACGUGUUCAAACUAAACACUGCAAUAUUACUGACGUUGACUUGUGGCGUAGUCACUCUUCCUUCCAUACACAUUACAUUACAUUACGUUGCCUCUGCGUACGAAGACGGAUCCUCCAAUGGCAGCACCAUCGCCAUGGCGACUAGCUCCUCACAACCUCUACCCUCAAUCCUCAUCGUCCUCCUCCUCCUCAACCUCGCCGACGUUUCUGGUAGCGGUUCCGACGAUCGCAUUUCGAUCAACUGCGGUUCGGCAUCACCGUCGGCGUCGCUCACUCGCAGAGAAUGGCUCGGCGACGUUUACUCGUCAUUCUCAUCGUCUCCGGUGACACUCAAGGGGAAUUCGUACCGAACGUCUGCGAGGAGCGUGCAGCCGAUCGAUCCAGUACCGUACAGUUCGGCGAGGAUUUCCACUUCCCAAUUUUCGUACAAUUUUAGGCUCAAUUCAGGUCAGAAGUAUGUUCGUCUUCAUUUUAACCCUACACCGUACAAAUUCAGCUCUGGAAUUUUCAAUAAAUUGGUGGAUUGUUUCAGCGUCGAGGCAGGUCCGUUUACGCUGCUUAGUAAUUUCAGUGCUUCGAUUACUGCUCGUUCUCUUGGUCUGAAUGUUGUUACUAAGGAAUUCUGUGUAAAUGUAAAAGAGAAUAUACCUUUCAGCCUUGUUUUCACCCCUGCAAUGGCUGAAAAUCCGUCGAAAGAGUUUUACGCUUUCAUUAAUGGGAUUGAGAUUAUCUCUGUGCCUUCUGGUCUUUCUUACUGCCAUGAUGAAGAUGUUGGGGUCGAAGUUGUGGGGCAGAAAUCUGUGAUUUAUGUUGAUAGCUCAACUGCUCUUGAAAUGGCUCAUAGAGUGAACGUGAAAAGGGAUUUUGCAUCUUCCAUGGUAGAUGAUGAUUCUUUUGGCAUGUUUAGGAUGUGGCCAUCGAACAAGGUUAGCUAUAGAACAUGGAAUGUAUCUGUGGAUGUUGGAUUUAGGUAUAUGAUUCGGCUUCAUUUCGAUCAGCUGGCGCUGAAAAUGGCGGAAAAUGGAACCAAGGAUUUUAUGAUUCUUAUCAAUGGCAUGAUUGCUGUCACAAAUGCUGAUUUGGUACAAGAAAGGGAAGGGAAAGGUGUCUUGUGGUAUAAGAAUUGUAUGGUUAUGGUGAAUGGAAACAAGCUAGAAGGUAGACGUGCUAUCUUGAUUUCCUUGCACUCGAGAGAUGAAGCCGUGGAUGGAAUUGGAGGUCCGCUCGAAGGAUUUGAAAUCUUCAAGUUAAGUAACCAUGACAACAGUCUUGCGAGUCCGAAUCCUUUGCCUCUUACAGCAGAUUCAAUUCCCAUCACUUCUCGAAAUUUGUUAGCCACUCUCGGUCCCAUGAAUUCAAUUUUAGCUGUUGUUGUCGUUCUAACUUGUUUGGUGAGCAUUUUUGUGCAUAAGGUGCAGCAGAGUAGGGGAGUUAGCUUGCCUGAGGAGGAAGACAAGCCAUUGACAAGAUCUGAAAGACUCUGUCUUCGAUUUUCACUUGCUGUGAUGAAAACUGCCACAGAUAAUUUUUUCGAUGGAUUUGUCAUUGGAAAGGGAGGAUUUGGUAAAGUCUACAAGGGAAAUAUAGAUAAUGGAAAACUGGCUGUGGCUAUAAAACGAUUAAAAUCAAGCUCCAAGCAAGGGAAGCAGGAGUUUCAGACGGAGAUUGAAUUGCUUUCUGAGCUCCGCCAUGUUAAUGUAGUCUCUCUGGUUGGUUAUUGCAGUGAGGAUCGAGAGAUGAUUCUUGUUUAUGAGUAUAUUCCCUGUGGAUCAUUAGCUGAUCAUCUCUACAAACUUGCUAGGAAAAACAUUGCCACUUCUCUGUCAUGGAAGCAACGGCUUGAAAUCUGUAUUGGAGCUGGUCGAGGAUUGGACUAUCUUCACACGGGCCAUGGGAUUAUACAUCGUGAUAUUAAAUCUUCGAACAUAUUGCUCGAUGAAAAGUUUGUGCCUAAGGUUUCAGAUUUCGGCUUAGCAAAAAUUCGUACUGGACAAAGCAACGGUAGCACAAAUUUUAAAGGCACAUUUGGAUACUUUGAUCCGGAUUAUUUCAGAACUCGUAGAUUAACGAUGAAAAGUGACACAUAUUCCUUUGGUGUGAUGUUGUUAGAAGUGUUGUGUGGGAGACCAGCACUGCAGCCAUCGGCAGAGGUGGAAGAGCGAAGUCUAACUAUGUGGGCUCGGGAUAAAAUUGAAAAGGGAGAUAUUGAUCAGAUUAUAGAUCCAAAUCUGAGGGAUGAAAUCUCUUCAGCUAGUUUGAAGGCAUUUCUGAGGAUUGUGGAGAGAUGCUUGCAGGAUGAACCUAAGAAAAGGCCAGCAAUAGCGCAUGUUGUGAUAAACCUUGAGUUUGCGCUUGAGCUACACGAAAAUGCAAAUUCUUCAGAACCAAAUAAAGUAGCUGUGGUGGCUGAUGUCCUCCCAAUUGUGAAAUCUUCAUCCUCGAAUGAGAUAGAAAACAUCUCUGUCUUUCCUGAAGAGGUGAAUGAGAGACCUUCAUUACCAGAAGAAUUAGAACAUGGUGAGGAUGCUGCAAAGUUUACCGUCAUUUUGGAAAAGGAAAAAGCACCAUCCUUUCUAACCAGACUAAUAACACGAGAGAAAAGAACAACACAACAAAAACUGACCUCCUCUAACAUGAAAAACGCCUCGUCUCCCUUGAAAAAUGUGGUAAAAACUACGAUGCGCAAGCUAUCAAGACUUUGGCCACGGGAUGCAAUUCAGAAGAGUGGAAACCAAUACAAGAAACUUGCCGUUGAAAUGAGCUCGGUGUCAGCACCGGUGGUGAACAUGAAGCCUAGACUUGAAACUUCUUCUGAGGGUCGAAAAGCUGUCAAGUUUUCUCAAAGUCCCAACUUAAGAGCUUUCUCCUAUGCACAAUUGAGGGAUAUCACAAGAAAUUUCCACCCAGAUACAAUACUCGGUGAAGGAGGUUAUGGAAAAGUUUAUAGAGGUUUGCUCAAAGAUUAUGGAACUGAUUCUGCCGCAGCCGUAGCUAUUAAAAAGGUGAAUCCUACAGGCAUGCAGGGUAUGAAAGAGUGGCUGUCUGAAGUAAGGUUCCUGGGAAGCAUAUCUCAUCCAAAUGUGGUUAAGCUACUAGGCUAUUGUUUGGAGGGUAAAUACCAAUUGCUCAUCUACGAAUACUUGUCGAAUGGAAGCCUAGAUAACAUUCUUUUUCCAAGGCGUGCUACGCCACUUCCCUGGGAUGUCCGACUCAAGAUCUUGAUCGGGGCAGCUAAUGGCCUAGCAUACUUACAUUCUUUAGAGACAGGAGUUAUCUAUAGGGAUUUCAAGCCCUCAAACAUUUUGCUUGAUGAGUCAUAUAAUGCUAAGCUCUCUGACUUUGGCCUGGCAAAAUGGGCACCUAAUGCUAUAAACAGCCAUGUCUCCACCCAAGUUAUAGGGACAUAUGGUUAUGCUGCUCCAGAGUACAUUGCAACGGGUCACUUGCGCGUGAAGAGUGAUAUAUAUGGUUUCGGAGUGGUGUUGUUAGAGAUUCUAACUGGUUUACGAACUAUUGAUCUAAAUCGUCCCCAAGGGCAGCAAAAUCUAGUCGAAUGGAUGGUGCCACUUCUAAUCCACAGGAAAAAACUGAUGCGUUGCAUGGAUCAUCGGUUGGAGGGAAAGUAUCCAGCCAAAAGUGCAUUUGAAGUUGCUCGACUUGCCAAGACUUGUCUCGAGCCUGAUCCCAAGAAUAGGCCGUCGGCUCAAGAAGUUCUCGAGGCACUGGAAAGAAUCCAGUUGAUGCACACACAGUAGCAUUAAUGCUUAUGAGACUUUAUCCAGGUUGUAGGUAUGUAUAGCAUUGGUGAUGUUCUUGAAGAGGAGGAAGCUCAGGAAAUUCAGGUUCUGUUUACAUGUAUUUUUUUUUUAGUUUUCAGUAUUAUUCAUCUGUAAUAUUUUUUUAAAAAUGAAUUUAAUGUUUUUUUUUUUCCACUUGUAGUAUAAUAAAUCAAGGAAAGGACAAUUCUAUUAUUAAUGGAGUUAAAAUAAGUGAUAAUACUGUUCUAAGAAUAAUAAAAAAUGUAAGGGGUUUUUUUCUUA